Wasmannia auropunctata (little fire ant) is the source of this 935-nucleotide messenger RNA. RefSeq lists its product as uncharacterized. The record is from RefSeq and is a predicted model, not a curated record. The coding region runs from base 110 to 769 and encodes 219 amino acids. The transcript has 2 exons. NCBI's taxonomy places the organism in Eukaryota, Metazoa, Arthropoda, Insecta, Hymenoptera, Formicidae.
CUGUGAUAUUCCACGUGGUUUCGAAGUUUAUUGUUGCUUUAGAGUGCAUUUAGGAUUUUGUCGCGUUGCCGAUAAUAUCUAGCAAAUGAGAUUGUCGUAAGUCACGAAAAUGGCUUAUAUCCUGAAUAAGGCUACUGUUCUGUGUCGACCUGUCUUUCGCAAGAAUAUAAUUUCUGGCCCUCUCAAUAAAAUCACGCUUGUGAAAAGUAAUCAACAGAUGACUAAUAAGACGAAUGCCUGGGCAGAGCAGAAAUAUAAACUUAUGGACAAUAUAAGCGACGGUUACCGGCUUGUGUACAGGGAACUGUCAGCAAUCAGUACAACAAUUACUGUAGCAUAUCAUGCUGGAUGGUUAGGUGUCGCUGUUAGUACGAUUAGCUUGGGAUAUUUGAUCUACAUGAGACCACCGGUGCAAGACACAGUAAGGGGAUCUGAUGAGAAAUUAUUAAUGCCUUUAAGCGCUGUAGGGAGGAUAAUAGCGUUGCUUGGUAGUUUCGCUGUAGCCGCCAUACUUAUAGUAGGCAGCAAAACAAUUCCGUACAGAAUUUAUUACAAUGCUGCGGAGAAAGUCUACAAGGCUGUGUUUGUGAAUAGAAUAUUGGGCAAGAAACAGAUAGAGACUUUCGGCGAAGGUACCGUUGUGCCUGUAUUUAGUCGUAAAUAUAUAGGGGACAUAUUAUUUAAGAUCAACGGCCGUAUUGUAAUACUCGAUAAAGAAUGUUUCCCAGUACAAUCCAUACGUGAUCAAAUGAUUUGCAAAAUCAAGUAGAACUACUACAUAUUUAUGUAUUAUUUAUAUACUGUUGCGUUCUGUAUUAUACACAGACAUUUGUAGUGUCAAGAAUGAUGGGCUCAUUUUGUCCAUUUAUAAGAUUGAGAUAAUAUUAAUGUGUAAAUAUGUCCUUUACAAAAUAAUAUAUAUAUGUACAAAAGUA